Molecule: messenger RNA, 1676 nt
Organism: Daphnia pulicaria
Lineage: Eukaryota; Metazoa; Arthropoda; Branchiopoda; Diplostraca; Daphniidae
Product: acid-sensing ion channel 2-like
Exons: 9
Coding region: 238-1662 (474 amino acids)
Biological process (GO): sodium ion transmembrane transport
Cellular component (GO): membrane
Molecular function (GO): ligand-gated sodium channel activity
Source: RefSeq, a predicted model, not a curated record
UUAUCGAUUUGUUGAUGGAUGUUCUUGUUAUCUUUUUAUGUCCGAGUAUUCAAUGAGGCGUUGUUAGUCGUGUCCCGGCAGUUGCUGUCGACUCCUGUAGCUAUACUGUACACUGCAAUUUUGAAAUCAUUCUUUACAUGCUGCAUUUUACAGUCCCUAGCUGCAGCUCUCGACUUCUAGGCUAUAUUCAGUUUGAAUUUUUGUCAAUAAAGGAUAUCAAAGUGAAAAUAUUUCACGAUGAAGAUGAGACGAGCGACGGUGAAUCGGCCGGUUCCGUUAUCAUCCCGGCAUCAGAAAAUCUGCCAAAAAGAUCAGAUUCAACGAGCGUCGUCUGGUUUGUAUCAAUGCGACGCGAACCAAUUGGACGUCGCCGAUUCUUCGGAAGAAGAUGAAGGGCUCCAUCAGUUUAAAAUUGGCAUUCCCGGCUCUAGGACAAUUUUCGGGAAAAAGAAUCAUCCGCUACGCCGAAUCUUCUGGAUCUGCUUGACGAUUGUCUGCUGCUUUCUGGCUUUCUACCAAGUGAAAGGGUGUAUCAUCAAAUACGAGUCGGAGAACGUCAUCGAGGAGGUGCAGAUUAUUAACAACGAAACGCUCAUUUUCCCUUCCGUUACAAUGUGCAACAGAUGGAAUCAAACCUUUAAUCCUUCGGCCAUGGAGGCAAUGCGACUUUGGAACGACCAAAUCCAAAUGCCGUCCGACCUUUUGUCUCUCGUGAAUGUAACGGCCACCUGGAACGGGAUUGGACGCGGUGAUUUCAAAGAAAUGGAGUUGGUGUGCUGGUUCGGACGCAACAAAUCCUGCGAGGCCAGCGGCUACUGGGAAAUCCUGCACACGGUUGUAGGCACGUGCUAUUCCUUCCGUGUCCGGCAGCCCGUGAGAGAGACGGGCCUCUUUAACGGACUUUACAUCAAAAUCGAGGCCAAAUCGCCGUUUGACAAUUGGUUCUACUACAUCCACCCACACAACGUCACUCCGGCGCUCAACAUUUAUGAAAUCCGGAACGCCAGCAACGAUUUCCUCGGAAUGGGAAAGUUCAACACUGACGUUAAAAUCAAUUACCAUCAAGCCCAGUCGUUGAAUGUGAGAAGGGAUCCAUGCGUGGAGGAGGCCGAGUACACGGCCGAACUCUGCGAACUGGAGUGCUUCAGUGAGCAACUAGUCCGACACGCUGGCUGCCGACUGCCUUUCAUGAAAUUGAGCAAUACAUCUCCCAACAGGAACAGGCCCAUUUGCAACACCACCCAAACUUAUCGUGCGGCUGGCGAAGAACUCAAGCGGAUGCUUUUCAGUGAUGGAACAACUUGGAACCGAACCGGAUGCAAUUGCAUCAUGUCGUGUUUCAGAACUUAUUACCAAACAGAUAAGGAGAAGGUGAUGGCCGACGUCCAAACCGGUCGUUUUCGGUUUCGGGUCUUCUUUCAGACUAGAACGUACGAGGCUCGAACGCAGAAAUUGGAAUACGGACUCGUCCACCUCUUCUGCGCCAUUGGCAAUUCAAUUGGUCUCCUGCUUGGAAUGAGUGUCCUAACACUUUGCGAAGCUCUGGAAUGGGGAGCUUUUAGGCUCUUCCACUGGUUCAAAUCGUCGACGGUCGUCUUAUUGGCUGGCCAACAGCGACGGAUUCAUCCUCGUCCCAGCAGCCUGAUAGCAGUCAACUUAUAGACGAAUACGAUUCA